Messenger RNA from Actinia tenebrosa (Australian red waratah sea anemone), 2261 nucleotides. Its product is annotated as WD repeat domain phosphoinositide-interacting protein 3. NCBI's taxonomy places the organism in Eukaryota, Metazoa, Cnidaria, Anthozoa, Actiniaria, Actiniidae. Gene Ontology annotation, molecular function: protein binding. The record is from RefSeq and is a predicted model, not a curated record.
CAUAAGUCACAUGCAUUCAAAAUGGCCGAAGUACAACGAUGMGUUUCAUGAGUUGAGAAAACUAAGAUUAUAAUCUUUCUGGUUGGAGAAACCAUCAUGAACCUUAGCCACAAUAGGUCUACGUGUAAUGGCUUACUUUUUGUUGGCUUUAAUCAAGACCAAGGCUGCUUUGCCUGUGGAAUGGAGAAUGGCUUCAGGAUAUAUAACUGUGAUCCACUGAAGGAAAAAGAACGACAGGAUUUUUCAGAUGGAGGAAUUGGUCAUGUUGAGAUGCUGUUUAGAUGUAACUAUUUAGCUCUUGUUGGAGGUGGUAGAAACCCUAAAUACCCUCCCACCAGAGUGAUGGUAUGGGAUGAUCUAAAGAAAAAGUGUGUCAUUGAACUWGAUUUCUCAACUGAUGUAAAAGCUGUUAAGCUACGGAGAGACAGAAUCGUGGUUGUUCUGGAAAAUUUAAUCAAGGUUUUUACAUUUACACAAAACCCACAACAACUUCAUGUAUUUGAGACAGCAAGCAAUCCUAAAGGUUUAUGUGUACUAUGUCCAAGUAGCAACAAUUCCUUGCUUGCAUUCCCGGGCCGUAAAACUGGUCAUGUGCAAAUAGUGGAUCUGGCGAAUACAGAAAGACCUCCUUUAGAAGUGUCAGCCCAUGAAGCUGCCAUGAGCUGUAUUGCUAUGAACUUACAAGGUACACGACUGGCAACAGCAUCAGAAAAGGGGACUCUCAUAAGGGUCUUCGAUACAAGCAAUGGAGUACAGCUYCAUGAAUUAAGAAGAGGAUCUGGAAGUGCAAACAUUUACUGCAUAAAUUUUAACCAUGAUUCGGAGCUUCUGUGUGUGUCAAGUGAYCAUGGUACAAUACAUGUGUUUGCUGUAGAGGACCCAAAGAAAAACAAACAGUCAAGUCUUGCUACAGCUAGUUUCCUACCUAAGUAUUUUAGUUCAAAAUGGAGUUUUUCCAGAGUUCAAGUCCCUGGGGAUCCACACUGUAUCUGUGCAUUUGGUGCAGAAAAGAAUACUGUAGUAGCCAUUUGUGCUGAUGGUAGCUACUAUAAGUUUGCUUUUAAUUCUAAAGGGGAAUACACAAGAGAUGCUUAUGCACAGUUCCUACAGAUGACAGAUGGAGACUAAGCUUGGUUAAUAUAAUAAUAUUAGUACAAAGUAUAGUAAUUUAGGAUGGAACUAGUCAUAUAAUAGAAUCCCUCCUCAAGAUUGUUGAGACUCUGGAAGUGAAUGUUGCUUCAUCCAAAAUCCACAAAAAAACACAUACUAGACAAGAUAAUUGGCUGCAAGAAAAAAGGAGCUAAAUUUAAUCCCUCAUAUCUUCAUAUCUAAAACUUCUUUUAGCUAGAAUUUUGGCUGAGAUAUAUAUGGAAGUUUUGUUUUUAUUUAAAUCCUGGCAAAAUGUUUGAUGACGUGUGGGUGAAAACCAAGAAUACUAGUAUAGAACUGAAAAGAAAAAAAAGCACAAAAUAUAAGAGCAUAUAGUAUGGCAAAAACUCUUUUCCCUGGGAUGGUGUCAACAUGAAAAAAUAUCCAUUUUGAAUACUAGUCACUACCACAUUGGUUCUUGUAGCAUAUACAGUGGGAUACCUAGUUGUAGAUGGUUUGAAAAAUGCCUUCUMCCAAACUGCCUCCCAAGUUAUCUCAACCUUUUGACAAAAACAGGCAUUGAGUUUUCUACUAACACARAAGCCUCUUCCAUUGGCUUGAAAGAGUGGAGGGGGUAGAGUGGUCCAAUUUUUUUUAAACCUUGCACACUUAUACACUGAUAGAAUUUGAAUAACUAUUGUUCUGCACUUACUAAGCCUCUUGUUCACAUGGAAACAUAAAAGGGUUUUCACAUGUAUAAUAGGCGCUAUUCAGUCCAGAACAAUAAUAUUCAAACUGGUCGCCAUAUUCUGAUUCUCGUGGCCCUGUUAUUAUUCAGAAGGAGGAUACAUGCUUUCCUCUCUUAGACUAUCUCACUUGCUUUAGCUGCUCUCUCCCCAGCCUCCCUGCCUAAUACGUACCCUAAAGUACAACUGUUUCACUUCAUGCUAAGAUAUAAACACAAUAGAUAGCUAGCAAUGAUUACAAUUUAAAAUUAAAAAGUCCUAUAAAGUGAUUUUAARAAUCUCAAUAAGACAGGAUUUAAAGAGUUUUCAAUAUAAAACUAAUGAUGUUGUACAAUCAUGGAAUUUGGGGAAUCAUUAGUUAUUAAAAGGUUGGAUUUGGACCAAAUAUUGGCUGAUCACCACUUGUAAGAAAUUAGAAAAACAAUA